AUGGAAAAUCGUUUAGAAAAAAAUGUCAACAAAUUAAUCGAACGCUACAAAAAGACCAGCCAGUAACUAGAAUAAAUGAUCCAAACAGAAUAAACCAUUUCUCAACCAGUUACUGUGUAUUAAACAAGAUCUCGACAAAGCAGAAAUAAUUUCAAUGAUGAAGAGAGUUCAUCAAGAGAAAAAAAGAAUCAUUCAAUUGAGUAGAUAAGUAGACUUAGAGAAACCUUAAAUGCUAAAGAAUUAUAAGAAAAGGAAAAAUAGGAUAGAUUGAGAAUUUUGAAUAAAGAAUUAAAAAUGACCUUAAAAGAUUAUAUGUAAGCAAAUAGAGACUUGGAAAUUAAAGUGAAUCAAAGAGAAAAGCACAUUAAAUCAUUAGAAUAUGAAUUAAAAUCUAUUUAGGAUUCAUAUUCCAAGGUUGAAAACAAUUCUAAAGAGAAUAGACUAAAAUAUGAAGGAUAAGAGAAAAUAAUUGAAUAACUCUAGUAAUAAUAAUAUGAUUCACAUCAAAAAUUAUUAUUGAAGAAAGAUAAAAUUUAAUUGUUAAAAGAGUAACUAAAACAACAAGAAACUUAAUUUGAUGAGUAAGGAUAAAAUUUUGCUAAAGAAUUAGAACGGGUUUAAAGAAUGUGUGAAGAUUUUUCAAUUGAGAUUAAGAAUUAAGAAGCAUAAAAUAGAGAACUAGAAGAGGAAAAAAUGUAACUAUUGGAAGAAACACAAUAAAAAGAAGCUUAAAUUUAAUAUUUUGAUCAAUUAGUAUAGGAUUUUCGUUUAAGAGAUGAAGACAACUAAAAAUCAAUUGACUAUUUAAAUAAAGAGUUACAAUAUCAUAAAGCAUAAACUUAGUAAUAUAUAAUAAAAUUUGAAGAAUGUUAAGAAUAAUUAAAAUAAGUUUCUGAAAACACUUAAGAAAAGCUUUCAAACCUUGAAAAAGAAUCAAAAAAGUAUUAAGACUAAUUUCAAGAUUUAUUAAAUUAAAAAAAACAAAAAUCAAAUCAAAAUAAGCUAAAGAUCGAGUAGUUAUAAUAGACAAUAUUGGAUUUAUAAAGGAAAAUAGAUAAUGAAGAGAAAAAUAAAGAAAUUCAGGAAUAUGAUUUCAAAAAUUUAUAAUAAUUUAGUAAUGAAUUGAAACAGCUGUCUGAUUAAUAAGCAUAAAAAUUAUUCAAUUAAGAAGAAAAAAUAUAAUCUUUACAUUUAGAAAUAUCUAAAUAGAAGCAGUUAAGUUCAAAUUUACUCAGUCAAAUUAAAUAAAUGGAAUAAAAAUCUUCUUAAGAGUAAACAAUGAUAGAAUAACUAAAAGAUGAUAAUCAAAACUUAUCUGAUUCAAUUGUAUAAUUGUAAAAUUACAUUAGAAAUUUAGAGGAAAACCAUUUACAGUGUAAAUAAUAGCAUGAAAAAUAAAUGGAUGAAAUUGAAAAAAAAAUAGAUGAUUUGGUUGAAUCAGGUCUAAAUGCUCAGGAGCAAUUACAAGAAUAUAUUUAGAAGGAGAAUGAACUUAAGUAAAAAGUAAAGUAGUCAGAACUUGAGACACAAAAUCAAUAGGAAAAAUGUCAGAAAUAUAAAUAAUAAUUAUAAAGUCUUAGACAUACUAUAAAGAAUUUGGAAGAUAAAUUCAAAUAAUAUGAUUGUUAGGCUUAAUAAAUUUAAAUUUAAUCGUAAAAAUAGGUUGAAUUGCAGAAUUAAUAAAAAAUUAAAGUUUUAGAAGAUAUUUAGUCAUUAAUAAAAUUACAUAAAAAAAAUUGA
This is a messenger RNA of Paramecium tetraurelia, 1740 nucleotides long. RefSeq lists its product as uncharacterized. The record is from RefSeq and is a predicted model, not a curated record. Lineage: Eukaryota; Ciliophora; Oligohymenophorea; Peniculida; Parameciidae. The transcript is spliced from 6 exons.